CCGACACAAACUCUGCGCCCAUGCUGGCCUGCAGCUGGUCUGGGUUGGCAUGGGAGAGUAAUUCCUGUGUCACCACGGGAUUGAUUUUAAGAAAUAGGAGUCUCCCUGCUUUGCAUUUUGUAAACAGAAUUGUCAUUGUCUUGCAUGUAACCAGCUUAAUCAGUUAAUGAAACCUGUAUCAUGGCUAGCCAGCUUUGCAUAUACCGGGGCAUUGACGAUAGAUCUCGCGACAAGAUGGUGCAUUGAGCGUGAAAAGCUCAAGUCGGAGACAGUAGGCAGAAAAAGUUGUCUCGAUUCGUCGUGUGCAGCACCAGAUGCAGCUCAAGAAGAUGACUUUUCUCUUGUUGGUGAUUGUGUCGGCUUCGGCGAAGGGGUUUAGUAUGGAGUGUGGAUCGCCCGUCGGGACUUUCGCGGGUAGUAGUGCGACGGACCCUUGCAGCAACAAGUUGGAGUCUGGACCCGAAGCUUGAGGACCAGGAUCAAUUGAGACCGAAUUCUAAUUGAUGACUGGCAGGCAGCCUAGUAGCUG
This is a messenger RNA of Aspergillus homomorphus CBS 101889, 529 nucleotides long. RefSeq lists its product as uncharacterized. The transcript has a single exon. The record is from RefSeq and is a predicted model, not a curated record. NCBI's taxonomy places the organism in Eukaryota, Fungi, Ascomycota, Eurotiomycetes, Eurotiales, Aspergillaceae. The coding region runs from base 167 to 379 and encodes 70 amino acids.